Molecule: messenger RNA, 1655 nt
Organism: Haemorhous mexicanus (house finch)
Lineage: Eukaryota; Metazoa; Chordata; Aves; Passeriformes; Fringillidae
Product: zinc finger protein 664-like
Exons: 2
Coding region: 178-1413 (411 amino acids)
Source: RefSeq, a predicted model, not a curated record
CCGAGUAGAGGGGGGACCCCCAAUCCAAGUGUGACCCCAAACAGCUGGGACAGGGGGGAACCCCAAACACCAAAGGGGGCAGACCAGAGACAGGGAACUCCUGGGAGGCAUUUUCAGGGAUGAGUCUUGUUGUUUGGGAGGCUUUUAUGGACCCCAGAUGGCUGGUGGUUUGUAGAGAUGGACUUGGGCAGAGGGACCUUCAAACUCAAGGUGCUCAUUCCUUGUUUUUCCCCAAACCAGGAUUUCCCAUUCCCAAACCUUGGCCACAUGGAGGAGGAAGAGGCUUUGAGGAAGAAGAUGAUGCCUCAAGACACCCAGGCAGGGAAGGAGCUGAGGAUGGAGACCAGGGAGGACAAAUCCCCACAGCAGAACCUCGUGGAAGAGGCUGUGUUGAGCGGCUCCAGGGCACAGGAAUCCAACGGGGAAGAAAAGCCCUGGGGAUCUUGCAGGAGGAGGGGCUGCAAACCCAGCCCAGGGUGCUCUGAGAAGGAAAGACCCACCCUGUGCCAGGAAAGUGGGCAGAGCUUCAGCCAGAGCUCAAAGGUGGUGGUCCAUGAGCUGCUUCGUGAUGGAGAGAAGCCCUACAAGUGCUUGGAAUGUGGGAAGAGCUUCAGGCAGAGUUCUGACCUGAUCAGCCACCAGUGGAUCCACACUGGGGAAUGGCCCUACGAGUGUGGGGAAUGUGGGAAGGGCUUCAGGUACAGCUCAGAACUCGUCAUCCACCAACGCAUCCACACUGGGGAGAGGCCCUACAAGUGUGGGGAGUGUCAGAAGAGGUUUCGGAGCAGCUCCCAUCUCUUCAAGCACCAGCGGAUUCACACAGAGGAGAGGCCUUUCUGCUGCCCCAACUGCAGGAAGGGCUUCAAGCAAAACUCCCACCUUGUCAGCCACCAGCGCAUCCACACUGGGGAGAGGCCCUAUGAGUGUGGGGAAUGUGGGAUGAGCUUCAGCUGGAGCUCCAACCUGAUCCGCCACCAGAGGAUCCACACCAGGGAACGGCCCUAUGAGUGUGGGGAAUGUGGGAAGAGCUUCAGCCAGCAUUCCCACUUGAUCUGCCACCAGAGGAGCCACACUGGGGAAAGGCCAUACAAAUGUGGGGAAUGUGGGAUGACCUUCAGUUGGUGCUCCCAACUGAUCAUCCAUGAAAUGACCCACACUGGGGAGAGGCCCUACGAGUGUCCCCAGUGUGGGAAGAGGUUCCAGACCAGCUCCCAUCUCCUCAAGCACCAGCAGAUCCACACUGAUGAGAGGCCCUUCCUCUGCCCUGACUGUGGGAAGGGCUUCAACUGCAACUCCACCCUCAUCACCCACCGGCGCAUCCACAGCCGGGAGAGGCCCUACGAGUGUCCCCAGUGUGGGAAGAGCUUCAGCUGGAGCUCUAACUUGACCAAACACCAACGGAGGCACCAGUAAGGGAAGCCCUGCCACUGCCCCAGCUGCAGGAAGAGCUUUGUGCACUGCCCCAACUUCAUCCGCCAUGGGAGGCCCCACAUUGGUCAGAGCCCUGGUGACCCACAUUCCCUGUGAUCCAUUUUGGGAAGACACUGGGCUGGUUAUUCUUUUGUUUUGGCCCUAAUUUUCUUUGGAUUCAUCUUCAUCUCUUUAAAACAGAGAAAAUUGGGUAAAAAUCAAUAAAUUCAUCAAAGGCUUCUAAA